GCGGUCUUUUUCCACAAAACAACUGCCCCUGAAGCGAGAUGGACGCGCUUUUUGCGUUGUUGAAUUUUUGUUUUUAGAAGUGAGAAAUACAAAAUUUAGUUCGAAUUCUGGAAGAUAAUUUGUGCAAAAUUUGAAUGCGAAUGUGCUUUCGGGAUUUGAACAGUUGAAAAGCCUAGCAAGCCGUGCUUUUUAUGAGUGUCAGUUGAAGUGUGCGAGUGAAAAAAGAUGGCUCGUUUGAACGGUGCCCGGCUGCAGAUGCUGGAAAAGGGAGAAGAUAAAGUGGUCCGAGAAAUUCCUGUACGAACAAGUCAGGUCCAGAUCGGUAACAAUCCAAUACAAAAUACAAUUCGCUUGAAUUCCGCUGGUGUCGAGGAUGUUCAUUGCAAAAUCUUUGUGCAAAACGACAAGGUUUUCAUAGCCAACUAUUCGGCGAAGAAUCCGAUUUCCAUUGACCAAACAGUGGUUCCCAAGCGGGCCGCCCUGACCGAUGGUUCCGUACUCGAAAUCUGUGGAACGCGGUUCCGCUGGAAGUUUGACGACUCGAAACUGGUACGAAAGACGCCGACCAGUUCCAAGUUUGGGAACCGGCGACGCACGACCAUGGUGCGGAAAAAGCAACCCGCUGCGGCUGCUGCUAGUGGCGGCGCCAGUGAAGCGGUCGCGGGAGGUUCCGGGAAGAAACCAGCGGCGAAAAAAUCUCUCCAGCAGAAACCUGCAACCUACACUCUGCCCAAAAAUAACAAACAGUUGCUUAAAAACAUCCGCAAGCGGUUAACCGUGCACAACAUAAUGACCAGGCAUAACUCCGAAGACGAUGCCGACGAGGAGGAGGACACGGAAUGUGAAGAGUCUGGUAACAUCGUUGAACAUCCAGACGGAGCAGAAUCUCCAAAGUCAGCAACACCAGAGAAACCGUCCAGCGCCGCUGCUUCGGCGGCCAACACUCCGUUCUACACGCCCGAACCGGGAAAGGAAAACUCAGUCCCAGUAUCAAAAACUCCCAAAACACCCAUGCUGCAGCUUGAAAACUCGGCAAUGAUGAUCCUCUCGUACACUCCGGCGAUCGGAUCGCGCUCCAAAGCUAACAUUCAGAAGACGCCAAUUUCGGCGGCGAAAAGUGGCCAACGUUUGAACUAUCUGACGCCCAAAAAUGAAAACGUGUCGGUGAGCGGAACGCCGCAAAAGUCGAAAGCCGGCAAUUCCAUGUAUCUCAUCGAUCUCACCACACCCACCUCUGGCCACAGCAGUUUCGUGUGCAGUCCCAUGCUUGACACAACAGCCUCUUCGGUCGGUACUCCCAAAGUGGGGCUGAUUGAUCUAACAACGCCUAGUCCGAAAAAGGUCAAAACUCCAGCGUCGGCGCUCAAAUCGACUCAGCAGAAGACAUUGUUGAAAUCGGCCUUGAAAAACGCAAGCAGAACGCCCAGGACAGCGCUGCUUACGGCAACUGGAAUGCCCGCGACGCCCAAAACAAUUCCAAAGAUCAGUCUGAACGACACACAGACCAGGUCGGCUACUUCAACGAGAAGCAACAAAACACCUGCCAGCGGAUCGGCUCGGGCAGUAAGCAUUCGUAGUAGGCUCGAGACACCGAUUUCGAGCAAGAAACAACCCGAACCGGCUCCAUCGACUCCGACAGCUGUACAACCGGAUCAGACCGAGUCAAAAGCCACACCCAUAAUGACCACCGAUGAACUCUUCGACACGCUCGUAGGCCGACAGUCGGUUGCAAAGACCUACGAAAGAAAAUCCACGUCACCCAAAAAGACACCGUGCCCGCUGGUACUGGCCGAGGACACAAGUGACAUGCCCAAAACAGACAUUGACCUGUGGGUAGAAUCAGUCGUGGCCGCCGUCACGAGUCCCGAACCGGUCAACAUGGAUUCCAUCAUCAGGAAACCAAACCGAACAACUCAAGUCCGUUCCUCUCAGUAUUCCGACAUCACACCCCACGAGUCCUUCGCCGAAGGUUCAGCAACGGCCAGCACGUCGGAAGUGGUGGACCCACAGACGGAAAAUGUCGCCGCCGAUGUUGACAGUCCUGACGAGCUAGACAACAUGACCGAUAAGCCCACCAUCCCCAACAGCAGCCGAAGAAGUGAAACGCCUUUGGCCAGCAAAAUCGCUCGAUCGCUGGGCAAUAAACGGCAAACGAUAGGGAAUUUCUUCACCAACAUCUUCGGCAAACUCACCGUCAGUCCGGUAACCCGAAUCAGCAUCGCCGAUGACUCCAUCAACCAAUCAGGGGAGGAAGAGGAGGAACGAGCAAAUGGCGACGACUCGGACGGAUCGGAAGAAGUGUAUCACGACAGCGAGACGAGUCACGCCGCGGACGUUGCUGCGGAGCAACCGGCAGACCAGGAAUCCAUCGCUUCCAGUCCAAAGUUGCGGCAGUCACUGCGCGAUACGCGAAAGUUUAUUGGCAAUGCUUGGACUUCGCUCAACACCUCGAGGCCGCAGCUGGACAAUACGGCCGAGAUUGACGAGAGCUUGCUGCUGAGUGACACGUACAACGAGAGUCAUUCCGACGCGGGCAACGAAUCCGACGCGGUUUACGAUCUGACCGAUUUGGGUAGUCGACCGGCCACGGCUCAGCCACCAAUGUCGGCCGCCAAAACUCCAACGCACCGGCAAAGCGUUCAAUCUGCGGGCGCGUUCGACAUCAGUCCGUUGGCAACUCCGCUUUGCCACGACGACGACGUGGCCCAGCUGGAAGAGUCGACGACUGUCAAUAGCCCCGUCGUAGAAUCAGCAGACGCUACUGAAGACGUGCCGCAAGAGCUGAUUUCGCCAAUUCAGUCGAUUAAUGAAACCCAAGUUGGCACUUCCGAAUCUGUUUCGGUGGCUAUGGAUCAAUCGGUUCCUGCUGAAGGUGAGACGGAAGAACUGAACGAGGCGAACGCUGAAGAACAGGUGGCGCGUUUGGACACAUCGGAAAUGGAACCGUUAGAAGUGACCGAUGGAUUCGAAAGCGAGCCCGAAAUUGGUCAGCCGGAGACUCCCCGUACAAACGACUUGGUCGGCAGCAGACGCGCAACCCGCAACUCGAUUGCAACCACCCAAGUUGUUACACCAAAGGUCGCCGCUGCAACGUCGUCGGCGAUCGCUCCGUUGAGUGAGUCCAAGCUACCGCUGCGAGGACUGCGUAUGGCGGCAAUUCAGAGUCCUGCAAAGACGCCGCAGAAGGAUGAAUCUGCCCCAGAGAUUGAGUUGCUAGAAGACGCCAACGCCGAACAGGUUGAUCAAUCCGCAACUGAUUCUUUUGUUGAGGUUGAAGCUGAGUCGGCUGUCGAGCAAUUGGUUGAGUGUGACAAGUCGAGUAGCUUGUGUGUCGAUCAGGUUGAGGUCGCCAACGCAGAGAUUGAGGAAAACGCGGCACCCCACGAAGAAACCGUCGAGUCUACCGUUGAAACAGUUGAACAAGAGCAGCUACCCAAUUCAACGGCAACUUUGGAGCAAACAGCCGUAAACGACAGUUUGGAUUUGAACGCCGCUGCAAGACGAAGCACGCGCAAAUCGCUCGCGACGAUGACGGCCACUCCGAAAACUGAUGCCUCUCUCAGUAUGGUUCCGAUGAGCGAAUCGAAGCUUCCUUUGCGUAGACUGAGAGUGGUGCAAACUGCCAAAUUAGAGCAGACCGUUGAGAAAACGCCGGCCAACCAAGAGUCGGCUUUGGAUGAGACUGCUGAACCGCAAGCUGGGGAGUCACCUACAGAUCAAUCCGCGAACAGCACUCCAGUGACUCCAAUUCCAGCAAGUCCAGGGCGAUCCUCUCGCAGUAGUGCCCGCUCGACGCCACAGAAAGCCUCCUCCAGCUCUACACCGAAAUCGACUCCAGUGGGCACGACGCCGCUGCUGAAGCGUGUCCUGCAGAAAGUUGUCAAAGCCAGCGCAACAAAAGCUGCUCAAACGCCCAAGCCUGCGUCUAACGAAUCUGACGCGGACGCAAGUCUCCAGUUGGAUCAGCUGUACCAGACGCCACCAUCGCUUCGUGUGACUCGCGGCAAGGCCACAAAUACAAGCACUCCAAACGUUGCCGACGCGAGUCUAAACCUCGAUGAGCUGUACAAAACUCCGGCACGAGCUACACGAGGCAACGCGGCCACGCCAGCUUCCGCCAAGAGUCGAGCUGUAACUCCAAAGGUUGAAAAUCUGCAAGGCACGCCAGAACAGGCAAGUCUCGAUCCGUCGGUGUACAAGCUGGAAUCAUCCGCAGCCGACAAGAGCCUAAAUCUGCAGGAAUUGUACAAGACGCCAGCUAAGGCACUUCCAAACCAACUGCUGGAGGUCGCUGAAACCCGAGAGGAAAGUACAGCCCCGAUGGCAGAGGCUGACAUGAGUUUGAAUCUACAGCAAAUGUAUCAGACACCGGUUCGGACAGCGAAGAAUGUUGGAGACCUGGUCGAUUCCAAGUCUUCGGCGAUCGCAAGUGAGUCGGUAGCAGAUGCGGAUCUUGGUGGAGUUAACUUGAUCGAAACUACUGAACCGCGGGAAAACGUUGACAUGAGCCUAAAUCUGCACGAACUGUACGAAACUCCUGCCAAAUCACUGCUUGCAAAUGCACAGCAGUCUGCCGUCGAGAACUCAGAAUCACCCAAGGAGGGAGCAGUCCAAGCUGACGUAAGUCAGUUGUCGGCUGAAGACGCUGAUGCCAGCAAGAUUGUUCAAGUUGAGAAAUCACAACCCAACGCAGACAUGAGUCUUAAUCUGCAGGAAAUGUACAAGACGCCAGCACGUUCAACGCGCCAGUCGUCGGCGGUCAAAAUUACACCGCAGUCUCCUGUUAACGUAAGUAAUGUAGAUGUUGAUGAAGAGAAACUGCCGCCUAGCGCGGACACAACCCACAACGCAUCGGCAGUCAAGAGUUCCGAACAGCCCAAUGUAAACUUCGUGCAAGCAGACGUAAGCCAACACCUGCAACAGCUGCACAAGACGCCGGCACGAUCAACGGUUCAGUCAUCGGUGGCAAACAGAACUCCACAGUCUGCUGUAGACGCAACGUGCAACGAUGCGGUGGCAAUCGUAAGCACCCCGGACGCCGUUGUUGACCAUGAUGUCAGCAAGGCAGAGGCAGAUGAAGUUGGAGGACCACAGCCUAGCGCGGACAUAACCCUCAAUCUGCAGGAACUGUACAAAACUCCAGCCAGAUCACAGCGUGAGAAUAUCCCGAAGUCGUCUGCUGUCAAGAAUGCAGGAACGCCACAGGAACUUGACGUGAGUCUCAAUCUGCAAUCUGCGGCACGACCAACGCGCCAGUCAUCAGCAGCUAUAAGUACUCCAAAGUCUGCUGUAGGCGCUGGUGUCAGCAAGUCUGAUGAAGUUGACAAACCACAAACGAAUGCAGACAUGAGCCUGAACCUGCAGGACAUGUACAAGACGCCGGCACGUUCAACACACCAGACGUCAGCGGUCAAAAGUACACCUCACUCUCCUGUUGAUGUUGAUGAAGAGCUACAGCCCAGUGCAGACACAACCCGCAACGAGUCUGCAGUCAAGAAUUUAGAAAUACCCGAGAGAGAUGACGUACAAGCAGACGUGAGUGCUUUAGCCGCUAACGUCAGCCAGUCACAUGAAAAACCACAGCCAAAUGCAGACAUGACCCUGAACCUGCAAGAACUGUACAAGACGCCGGCUCGAGCACUGCGUACACUUUCACAGAAGUCUGAAACACCCAAGGAAAGCGUCGUUCCAGCUGACGUAAGUCUCAACCUGCAACAGCUGUACAAGACGCCGGCACGUUCAACGCGUCAGUCUUCUGCAGUCAAAAGCACUCCGAACGCUGUUGGGGACGCUGAUGCCAGCAAGGUAGAUAUGAGUUUGAACCUACAGGACCUGUACAAGACACCGGCACGCACACUGCGAGGUGUUGCUCAGUUGACUCCUGCAGCCGGGACGGCCACACCAGCGAUCGUUGCUGUUCAACCCGAGCCUGAAGCCGAUGUAAGCCUCAAUCUUGAGCAACUGUACAAAACGCCUGCACGAACGCAUCGUGAAUCCGUAGAUCCACCAUCGGUGAUGAAACAGGUCAUGGCAUCUGAAGUUACCCCACAGAAGUUUGUUGAAAAGUCUGCAGUGGAUGUAACUCCGACAGCAGAGACGAAAAAUGUUGAGCGUACCCCGAUUGCUGGAGUUUCCGAGCCAGAGACGGACAUGACCCUCAACCUGGACCAGAUGUACCAAACACCAGCGCGACAAACGACGUCGGAAGACAAAACCGUUGGCAAAGUUGAAGCCGACAAGAGUCUCAAUCUUGACCAGCUGUACAAAACACCUGCUCAGACCUUGCGCGGUGUAACACAGCUAGCCUCGGUGCAAGCAAACACUCCGGCCACCGAACCAAAAGCAGAAGCUGAAGUGAGCCUCAACCUGCAAGAACUGUACAAAACUCCAGCACGUACCCUGCGUGGCACAAAAGCUCCACAGUCUGCCUCGAAACGGGCGGAGGUCGCUGGAACGCCCAAGCAGGACAGUGCUGACAUGAGCCUCAAUCUGCAAAAUCUGUACAAAACUCCCGCACAAACUCAGUCGCCUGUUGCCGACACGACUGUCCAAGCUGCGGUUUGCGAUGAGUCGAACCUAAAAGUGGAGUCGCUUUUCAAAACUCCAGCCCGCACUACGCGCGCCCAGCUUCCGCGGUCGUCGGCGAAGGUGGCUACACCGACUCCGAAGCGUACGCCACGAUCUGCCAACAAAGUUCACGAGCAGCCAUCGGUGUCGAUGGUCGAGUCCGAGCUGGCUUCAUCGAUCGCAGGAGAAAGCAUGGAUAUGGGCUCGGAAUCUGAUGGAUUAGUAACCGGCAAGGCCGUCUGCAGCACACCGUUCAACCCCCGAACCCGCAAGUCUACGCUGGUUGCUGCCGUGGGCAUGAUGUCCCCUUUGAAUUCGUCAGGCGAUGCUACGAUGACGUCCGAAAUGCACACCGAAGCCAUCGGGAUCACCACGAUCGAUUCGACCACCGUUGACCAGAUGCAGACCCUGGACGGAGUGUUUGUUGCUGCACAGUCGCGACUUGUGUACGACGAAUCGGGCCUCGAAACGAUAGCGGGAGAUCCGCUGCAGGUCACGAAUGCCGUUGAAGAUAUCACGUGGGCCGUAGAGGUGAACGAGACUACGCAACGCACCGUUGCUGAAUCACUGCUGGAGCAAAGUGAAACCUUGAUUGAACCCAGUUGCUCCGAGCAAGAAACGGUUGAUGCGUCGAAGAUUGUUGAACAGUCGCUUGUUUCAACUGCCGAAGUGCCCGUUCAGAGUCGGCUACUUGAAACUGAAGUGAUCACACCUGCAAAACCCUUACGCGAAGUUUUACAGUCUCCAGGGAACGCCGAAACUCCCGGUAACAAAUCUGCUAUGGAGAGCCCUUCCGUGCGCAACGUUGUCGAACCGAAAGUAAACGCUAGCAUCAACCUUCUGCCAGAAGAGCACGAAACUCCGACGCCAGUUGUCGAACCUGAUUUGGAAGCUGUUAAGAAGACCCCCGUCGCUUCACCAAAGUGCCCUUCAACGCCUGCCAACAAAUCGACCAGCGGAACGCCAAUUCGGACGUCGACUAGGGUAUCAACGUCCCGUCUAUCAACCGCCGCAUCCACCACUCGUCAAUCCAUGCCCUCUAUCGUGUCCAAGCCAGAUGCCGCUGUGACCGUGAACGUUUCCAUCAGUGGGCAAGGUAAGUCUUUCAUUGCAACUAAAAAGAAGAAAUACUCACCCGAACUCUUGCUUUAUACUCCAGAACUUGUUACUGUAUCGACACUGCCUGAAACGCCUGAAGUUGAGGCUGCUCCAGAAGAAGAUGAAGUUACUCCAGAUGUUCCGGAUAAGGUAGAAACGGUCGAGUCGAUUGCUGAAGAAAAGGUCGAUGAGCCUUCGGAACAAUCCGAAGAAAUCGCUGAAGCGCCCAUUGACAACAUGCCUAGCGAGAAAACAUUCGUUAGUUCACCUGUCGUCACUGAAACCGUUCCGGAUGUAAGCGUUGUCGAUGAACCGGCCGACGCUUCUACGCUGCUGAGCGAGAAGAUGGACGCCGAAUCGGUUCCAGAGCAAUCUGUCGCUGAUCUUUCAGCAGACGCCGAGAGUAGUCCUGCCACCACAACGCAGGUUCCAGACGCUGCUGCAGCUGCCUACCUGACCUCGAUGGGUGUCGAUCCGGCACUGUUACAGCAUAUUCACGAACGAGUCGAUACCCUGGAACGCGAGUUGGCUGAAAUGAACGACAUUACGCAGAGCAGUUCAACGUUUUUGGAACGGUCCGACGAGCAAUCGCUCGAUUCGCAAGAGUCUGAGGUCGAAGGCAACAAGAAUCAGACGCCCAAGCCGAUGAAGCGGCGGUUGUACACGAAGAUCGCUCCGGAUGAGAGCACGCCGGAACGACGCGAAUCGAUUGGCGAUCAACGAGUUUCGAGUUUCUACACCGAAAGCGAGAGCGACAGGCGGGCGGUCGAUACAUCGUCCGAGAUUGAGGAACCAAAGAAGGUAGAUUCGGUGAAGGUGUUGCCAAGCCGAGCGUCGCGUCGAAAAAUAAUUUCCCUUUCCGAGGAGGCCUUGGCCGGCGCCUCGCCUGAAUUGAAGUUCGUAAAACCCAAACAACCGAAGGUUGCUGCUCCCGUGGAAGAUCCUCCCCAGAUUGAUACGUCCGUCAACACGUCUGAAACAGAGCAGAGCGAUCAGGAAACUUCCCUCGGACGCCGCAAGGUUGUGUUUAACGAUCACAUUCAGGUGAAGGAGAUCAACUCGCCAGCCUUUAUUGGAGAGAUUAUCAAGAAGACCUCGCUGCGAGGCCGUGGUCGCAACAACAAGCAACAACCUGUUACAGUUACCGUCGAUCAGCACGCUGGACAAGCGAUCAAGCCGGCUACCAAGCGGUCCAAAAUAGCCGAGCCUGUCACUGAGGUCGCAUCUCCACAGGAAGGAACCAGCACGGAGGGUGAUCUGGACAAGGUUGAAACUGUUGAACCAGCAUCCGUGGAAAAACCUGCAGCUAAGCGAAGUCGUGCGAAGAAGGCACCUGCGACAAAGCGAACCGGAUCUAGGACAAAAAUGCCGGUUAAAGCAGCAGCUGAGGAUUCAGUAGAGGUAGAUCCCCAGGAAGGAACCAGCACAAUCGCAGUAACUGACGAUGUUUCGGGCAAGGUUGAACCAUUUGUUGAAGGUGAGGUUAUUCCAAAUAAUGUUGAAGGGCCACCGAAACAGUCCGAAGAAAUCAUUGAAGCGUCCGUUGAGGAGCCUGCUCCCAAGCGAAGUCGCACAAAAAAGGCACCUGCAACGAAGCGGACCGGUUCUAGGCCUAAGCUUGUGGUUGAGGCCGCUCCAAAAGAAGAAACCAUCCCGAACGAAAUUGAAACGGUUGAAUCAGUUGUCGAAGAGCAGCCUAAACCAUCCGAAGAAACCGUUGAUGCGCCCUUCAAAGAACCAGCAACUAAGCGAAUUCGUACUAAGAAGGCACCCGUAUCGAAGCGGACCGUUUCUAGGACAAAGUUUCCCGUUGGAUCAGCUGUGCGAGAUGAAGUUGAGGCUGCUCCAACAGAAGAUGAAGUUACUCCAGAUGUUCCGGACAAGGUAGGAACGGUCGAGUCGGUUGCUGAAGAUAAGGCCGAUGAGCCUUCGGAACAAUCCGAAGAAAUCGAUGAAGCUCCCGUUGAUCACACGCACAAAUCAAGUCGUUCGAAGAAAGCUCCAACAACCAAGCGGGCCGUUUCCAAGACAAAGGACGAACAAACCUCAACGGCGGCCAACAAGGAUACGCACGACGAAUCCGAUGCAGCUUCUGUCCAACCCAGCGCCAAACGAUCGCGCCGAGGAGCAAAGGAAGCUUCGGAUGGCACAGAACCGGUUGUCGAGCCGGAACAAAAGGUUAAAGCGGAGACAACUGUCGAGGGUAGCGAAGGUCCAACACACGUCGCGGUAAAGAAAGAUGCUGGGCAGCCCAAGGCCACGACCAAAGCACCGAGCCGUUCACGUCGCGGCAAGAAGCAGGCCUCCGAGUCGGAAGAAUCGCUUGCCGAAGCUCAAGAAACUGCACAAGCGGCCAAGCCAAAAUCUCGACGGGGAGGAAAGAAGAAUGACACGCCAGCCGAAGAGGUUGUUCAAACUGACACACCUUCGGAAGCAGCUGAAAAUCCGAGUGCUGAUGCAGAGCAGAAGACUGACACCGAGGUCGAAAUGUCGAUAGAGAAAGCUCCACAAAUCGAAGGAGAGACGUCAAAAGCGAAGGCGAAUCCUAGAUCUCGUCGUGGUGCAAAGGGAAACCCGGCGCCAGUUGAUGAAGCUGCCGACAGCCACGAGGACGAGAAUUCCACAUCGCACAGCAAGGCUGCGGUGAAGAAAGGUACCCGCCGUGGUCGUGGCGCAACUCAGAAUGACACUGUUGAAUCCAGCGUGCUUCCGGAGGUUUCUGCUGGCGCCUCGUUGACAGUUGAGAAAGCCAUUGCGGACUCUACAAGUCAUGAUGAGCCGAGUGCGGCUGCCGUUGACGUCGUAUCUGGUGCGAAACGAUCGCGACGAGGUGCAACGAAGGAAGAUGCCGAAUCAGCAGUCAACGAGCCGUUAAGCAAGCGAACGCGUCGUGCGCCAAAGUCAAAGGUGGAGCAGGUCACUGAGGAAGCUAAUUCAGCUGUAGCUGCAGACCUGGUGAUUGAAAAGCCAAAACCAACUGGUCGUUCUCGUCGUGGACAGAAUCAGGAUUCAGAGGCAGAGUCGGCGAAGACGCAAGAUGAGCAGCCGGAAAUAGGUAGCGAGAAACAGGAAGCGUCCCAGAUAGACAAGUUUGACAUUGAAGAAAAACCAUCAUCUCGACGUGGAGCCAGGAAGAAGCCUGCGGAAGAACAGACGAGUGCCAGGAUGCCAUCGCCGACGUUGCCUCCUCCUGCAGUCGACGAACAACCUGCAAAGCGAGUAGGCAGGCAAGCGACAAAACGAGCUCCAAAAAAUACCACCAGCAACCCAGAUCCGGUUCCAGUUGAGAUGUCUAUGAAUGAGUCCCAUAUGGUCAAGACGAUGCUACCUGCUUCGCACACUUCAACUCCGUUGAUAAAAAGCGUUCUUAAUGCGGACGCCGUUGAAGUUACCAGCGCAACACGCGGUCGUCGGGCGGCGGCGGCAAAUCCCGUUAUUGCAGCACUGAUUGAAGAGUCCACACCUCGUACCAGGGCCCGCCGUGGCGCAAGUGCAACUCCGGAAGUGCAGGUCGAAACGCCGAGUACGCCUGCGAAACGUGGUCGUGGUCGUGGCGCUGCAGCCAAAGCCAAGGUCGUAGAAGAAGAAUCUCAGUCAACGGUAACCGAAGCACCACAGACGAGCACCACCGCCGUUGAUGAGACGUCCGAACCGUCGACGAGCACGGCGCGAAGUCGUGGAAAGAAAACCGCAAAGGUUGACAAAGGAGUCGUCGAAGAAGCCACGGAAACAGAACCGGCCACGAAACGAUCUCGCAAAGUUCCGGCCAAGUUACGGGAUGAUGCUGACGAUGCACCAAAGGCACCUGUGGCCCGCGGUCGGCGCGGUGCCAAGGCAAAGACUGAAGAAUCGAACGCGGACGACCCGGCCGGUCCCAGUGAGGAAGAGCCCAAGAAGAAGCCCAGAGGAGCAGCUGCUACGAAACGCACAGCUAAGAAGACGGCGGUGGCGGCGGAUGAUCUCAACGAAGAAAGCGUACCAGAUGAGGAAGUCACAGAAGAAGAAGAAGCUCCGAAAAGUCCACCCCCCAAACGUACACGGAAGGGUGCUAGAUAAGCUCGAGUGGAUAGGCCGGAGAUGGUUUAAUUUUUGUUUUGUUAUUUUUCUUAUUUUUAAUACUUAACCUUUACUGAACAUUUACUAAGGAAUUAAUAAACAGUUUGAUUUGAUGAUUGGAAAAGAA
Messenger RNA from Culex pipiens pallens (northern house mosquito), 11848 nucleotides. Its product is annotated as mucin-17-like. Gene Ontology annotation, molecular function: protein binding. The record is from RefSeq and is a predicted model, not a curated record. NCBI's taxonomy places the organism in Eukaryota, Metazoa, Arthropoda, Insecta, Diptera, Culicidae.